Rhincodon typus (whale shark) is the source of this 1209-nucleotide messenger RNA. Its product is annotated as matrix metalloproteinase-21-like. The annotation marks the transcript as partial. NCBI's taxonomy places the organism in Eukaryota, Metazoa, Chordata, Chondrichthyes, Orectolobiformes, Rhincodontidae. The transcript is spliced from 3 exons. The record is from RefSeq and is a predicted model, not a curated record.
UUAUUCUUUUUAGGUGUAUGCAAAAGUCCUUUCGACACAGUGUUUGACUGGAUUCAUAGGGAGAAGAAUGAAUAUGGGGAGACAAUAAUUCAAUUUAACACAUACUUCUUCAGAAAUGACUUGUAUUGGCUUUACGAAAAUCGUAACAAUCGAACACGCUAUGGAGAUCCCAUUGCACUCUCAGUUGGAUGGCGAGGAAUCCCAAGUAGUGACAUUGAUGCUUUUGUACAUAUAUGGACAUGGACAAGAGAUGCCAUCUAUUUCUUCAAAGGUACCCAAUUUUGGAGAUAUGACAAUGAAAGUGAUCAAACAUACACAGAGGAUGCAGAGGGAAAGAAAUAUCCCAAAUUAAUCUCUGAAGGUUUUCCAGGUGUUCAAGGUCCAAUUGAUACUGCUUUUUAUGAUAAAAGAGAUCAAAACAUAUAUUUCUUCAAAGGUUCAAAUGUGGUCACUUUCAAUGUGAAUACUAAUCAGAUUAAUGGAUAUCCAAAAAGAAUUAUAGAUGUAUUUCCACCAGUUGUACAGAAUGAUCAUCCCAUUGAAAAUCUGAAUGCUGUGUACUACUCAUAUCACUACCAGUCCAUAUUUUUCUUCAAAAGCAAUUUCUUUUGGAAAGUGGUCAAUGACCAGGAUAAAAAGCAGAACCCAUUAUUGCCACUAAAUGGACUAAUGCCUAUGAAAAAUAUAUCAGAUCAGUGGUUUGAUAUUUGCGAUGUCCAUUAUUCAAUGCUGAAUAAGAGUUAAAAUUGCUUUAGAAGUUUUCACAAAUUGGAAAACUGCGGAAGAAGAAGUGGUUAAUGCAUGUAUGACAACGGCUAUUUUGGAUGCUAAUGCAUAAUUAGCCUGCUUUUUAUACUUAAUGCUACAAGACAUUAUCCCAGGCAUAUGCAAAAUCAAGUGACUAGAAAUUAAAAGUGAAAACCAUCUGCAGUAAAGUUUGUGCUGGACUGUUGGUAAUUCCACAGAUGUAAAGAUUUUUAUAUUUGCGAAAUCAUAAUGCAUUAAGGCUGACAUAUUUAUAAUACCGUGAAAAUGGUAGACAAAUGUAGUUAAACAGUACUUAAUUUGUUUUCCAUUUAGGUACUACAUACAAAUAUUUUUUCUAAUUCAAACUGUAUGACAUCUUCAUCACCUGUUCCAGGUACACAUUUGCUUGGUAUCACUGUACACAGACUUUGAUUGACAGACUACAUGAUGGGUUGCUUUCAU